AUGAAACAAGGUAUCUUCACAGAAGUCCCACCCAGCAAGAAGUCAUCGGCCGCCUCCACCGCCACCCGCCACCACCGCCCCCACCGCCACCGCCCCCAUAGCCCGCAAGACGCCCCCAUAGCCCACAAGAAGUCCGCCCCCAUAGCCCACAAGAAGUCCAAGUCAUCCACGGCCACGGCCACGGCCAAGUCAUCCACGCCCACCACCACGGCCACCAAGACCAAGUCCACCACCAACAAGAAGUCAUCCACCAAGACACAACCAGCUAAAGUGGCAUCCACCGCAAAGUCCACUGUAUGGGGCUCCUAG
This is a messenger RNA of Seminavis robusta, 309 nucleotides long. The record is from the annotation of a GenBank genome assembly. Lineage: Eukaryota; Bacillariophyta; Bacillariophyceae; Naviculales; Naviculaceae.